UCAUUGUCGUCGAUCUGAAGAUCCUGGAAGGGAAGAACUAACUCAUCCAGGAUCCUUAUAGCCACCCGGCUCACCUCAAGCUCUGGGCAGUUUCGAGGAAUUAUAUGAUCAUUACCUGUGAUGGGAAACAAGAGAAAAGAUCACUUUUAAAAUAUUUGGAGCUCGUGUCGCAGAGCUACUUCAGUAACAGCAGAAACGUUUUAAAUGUAUAUUUUGUUAAGGUUUCGUGGGGAUGGACCCUUGUUUUACUCCUGCCAUUCAUUUAUUUGUCCAACUCUUACAAGAGAAGCCGCGCGUUUGUCCUGAAGCGGCUGACGUCACUUCUGGUGGCCACCCUCAUCUGGUACAUCUGCACCGAGUCCUUCUUCUACAUUGAAGAUGUUACAGGUGCAUGCCAGUCAAAUACCAUUCAGGAACUUGGUGACAUAACUACGAAGGCAGCAUGCAAGAAGGCCGGAUUGAUAUGGAAUGGCUUUGACAUAUCCGGACACUCUUUCAUUCUGACUUUCUCCGCUCUCACCAUUGUGGAAGAAAUGGUGGCCAUGUUACAAAUACCAAGUUCUCACAGAAACACUUUUCUUGAUUGCCUUUAUAUAGCACUUAAUGUGAUCGUGGCUAUCUGGUUAUGGAUGUUCGCAUGUACGUCCGUAUAUUUCCAUCAUUUUAUUGACAAGUUACUGGGCACCUCGGUUGGAGUAUUGGGGUGGUAUGUGACCUAUGUUGUUUGGUACCCGAAGUUUUCUUUACCAGGUCUCCCUCCACAGCCAAAUGAGCAAAAACAACAUGCUUAGUGUUAGAACAGAGUUGCAUAUCUAAACCAUGCCAUCACUUAUACUAACUCCGUUAUACACUACAACAAAUGUCACGCAUCUGCUUUUUUUGUGCUUUCUGCUGAAAGUAAGCAUGGGUCUGCCCGUGUGCGGUCGUAGGCAGCUGGUGUUCCUUAAAUGACAAUCUGUAACACGAGAGAGGUCACAGAUCCUUAUUGUUGUCUCCAAAAGUUCUGUGGAUCUACACACACAGAGUUGGAGUUGUAAAACUGACGUUUUGCCUCAACAUCAGUUUGUUAACUUGUAUAAUCCAACCUGCAAUCAUCAGCUUAGCUGCCUUGAUGUUUAAUGGCUGAGAAUGUUUCUUUUGGCACUAAUGUGCGUUUAUAAUUUAUUCAUAAUUUUGAACAAAAACAUGUACUUGUCUGACAGUAAUUCAUGUAUUCAACAAUUUUGUUCCAGAUUUCAAUUUAUACGCCACACCCUUGUAUUAAGUUUUGUCAAGAAAAUUCUUCGUGAUUUAUGUUUUAUCAAUCUAGCCGAACUGUUCGAUCAUAAUGGUGCCAUUCUUAAAGGGAUAGUUUUCUGUCAUCAUUUAUUCACCCUCAUAUCAAUUCUAAUCUGACUCUGUAUAUGACAAAAGAAGGUAUUUUAAGAAAUUUCCAUACAGUGGUGGCCGAUCUGGUUACCAACGUUCUCCAAAAUAUCUUUUGUGUUUCACAAGAGCUACUGUAUGGAAUGAAACAAGUUAGUGACUGAAUGUUUGUGUGGGGAUGGGUGAGUAAAUGAUGAAAGAAUUUUAGCAUAAAGUUAAUAUAAAUAGUAAAUAACAAACAUAUUUUGUUAUUUUCACGUUAGUAGUAAAAGGCUUAAUUAUUUUAGAUCUUUAGAUUUUGGAAGAUGUUCUCCUAUGAGACAAUGUACUGUAUGGGACCUGAAUGUAACUGGAUUAUUUGAGAACAAUGUAAUUUUAACAUGCAUGCUAGAUUCUGGGUGUAUAGCUGCUUAUUAGUAUUUCUAACAGGUUUGAUGGUCUUUGUAACACUGGAGAGUGGGAACAUGCUGCCUAUGGAGGGAACACCCAUUAUUAAUUUGUAAUUUUGGUCUCUAUUAUUCGAUAACACUACUCUUGCAAAAUUGUUGUAACAGAGAAUGGUUCCAAGGGAAGCAAAAGUCAAGAGAGUUGCAAUUUGAUGAUUUGUUCCACAUUUUAAUAAAUUGUCAUGACAGAAUUCAGUUUGUAUCUCAUGAAUAAACUGUUCUUUCUUUGCUCUGUUUAA
Molecule: messenger RNA, 2050 nt
Organism: Triplophysa dalaica
Lineage: Eukaryota; Metazoa; Chordata; Actinopteri; Cypriniformes; Nemacheilidae
Gene: fitm2
Product: fat storage inducing transmembrane protein 2
Exons: 3
Coding region: 105-791 (228 amino acids)
Biological process (GO): phospholipid biosynthetic process; lipid storage; lipid droplet organization
Cellular component (GO): endoplasmic reticulum membrane
Source: RefSeq, a predicted model, not a curated record